This is a messenger RNA of Morus notabilis, 771 nucleotides long. Its product is annotated as myb family transcription factor PHL7. Gene Ontology annotation, molecular function: DNA binding; DNA-binding transcription factor activity. Bases 1 to 771 code for a protein of 256 amino acids. The transcript has 6 exons. Lineage: Eukaryota; Viridiplantae; Streptophyta; Magnoliopsida; Rosales; Moraceae. The record is from RefSeq and is a predicted model, not a curated record.
AUGGGUUGGAGUGGGUCAGAUCAUGGUUGUGGGAAAGAACGCCUUCGUUGGACACAAGAACUACAUGAUCGCUUCGUGGAGGCAGUUACUAGGCUUGGGGGACCUGAUAUGGCAACACCAAAGGGAAUCUUGAAGGCCAUGAGCAUUCCUGGCUUGACUAUCUUUCAUGUUAAAAGCCACUUGCAGAAGUACAGGAUUGCAAACUUUAUUCCGGAAUCAAACAGCAGAGGGAAGUUUGAGAAGAAAAAUAUGUCAGAAAUAUUGCCAAAUUUCAGUACGACAUCUGCUGCACAACUCGAAGAAGCCUUAGAAAUGCAGAUGGAAGUGCAAAGGCAACUGAACGAUCAGCUUGAGAUGCAGAAGAGCCUGAAGCAAAAAAUGGAAGCCCAAGGAAGGUACCUCCAGAGAAUCACAAAAGGAAAGCACACCAACAUUAAGAAAGCAAGCAGUACAAAUAUUCCUAGCAAGUCUAAUGGUAGUCUCAUAUCCAUGCCAUCUCUUUCUGAGGACAAUUCAGAGUCAAAGCUGCCAAAGGAAUGCGAAUCCGAUUCAGAAGCCGACAAGACAGAAAUAGAGUACCAUGAAGAAGGAACAUUUCAAGCUCCGAAGAGACUUAGGGUUAAAGAUGGUGAUACUUUAUCUCCGAGACUUAAUCCUGCACCACUUGACUCUGUCUCUGAGUUUUAUGGUCAGAGUUAUAUGUUCCAGCCAGAGGAUGAUACCAACUUUCAAUAUUGGAUCCAAUCGCUACCAUUGCCGAGCUUCUUAUAA